AUGGCAGUGCAGUUUGAAGCCUUCUGUGCAGGGGGCCUGGCCCCCGGCUGGAACCUACUCGUCCAGGGACAUGGUGACUCUGGAGAGGACAGGUCAGCAAUUCACUUCCUGUCGGAGACGGGGGACAUUGCCUUCCACGUCAAGCCCCGGUUCUCCAGCACCACCAUGGUGGGCAGUGCCUUCCAGGGCGGCCGCUGGGGCCUGGCGGAGCUGCCUAGCAUCUUCCCGCUGGCCCCGGGGGAGCCCUUUGAGGUGACAGGGGCCUGGCACUGAGGUCACCGGCCCCGGCCUGCCCAGAUAGAGGUCAGCUCGAACGCGGAGCAUUUCCACGUCUACGCCUGGGAGCACAAGGUGCUGCAGUCCCCACACCGCCAGAGGCCGCUGGGCACCAUCACCAGCGUGUGCGUGCUGAGUGACCACCUCUGGUCUAGGAAGGAGCUGGCCAAGAGAGGCCUGAGCUGGGGGUAA
Molecule: messenger RNA, 468 nt
Organism: Cercocebus atys (sooty mangabey)
Lineage: Eukaryota; Metazoa; Chordata; Mammalia; Primates; Cercopithecidae
Gene: GRIFIN
Product: galectin-related inter-fiber protein
Molecular function (GO): carbohydrate binding
Source: RefSeq, a predicted model, not a curated record